AACCCAUGUAGAGUCUAUUUCCCUUUUAUCUGAAACGGCAGCAACUGAACGGAUGACUGGGUGGCUCCCUUUGUGUUUCAGUAAUCAGUAAGAUAGAGUGGCCGAUGUUUCUUUGAGUGAACCACCUCGUCGAAACUCCGGACGUUGGUCACGCCGGCGGCAGGUUUUCAUUUGGGUUAGUCUAAAAAUUACAACUGUGUUUUUUAAACUGUUUGAUGCUGGAAGAAUAUUAGGGACUACAAAAAUGGCAUUUGCAGGAGUAAGAUGCAUCCGAACUCAACCAUUGUUGUUUCAUCCUGCUGCUUUGUUUACCAGAAGGAAGAGAGUUUUGUAUUUCUCUGUGAAAGCCUCACAAGCCCAAACAGCAACUCAAGAGAAGCAAAGACCCACAGCAAUUUCACCACAUUUUGAUAAACAGAUUAUUGAUAAAAUUUCCAAGGAUUAUGAAGCAAUUAUUGGUAUUGAAACCCAUGUUCAGCUCUCCACUCUCACCAAAGCCUUCUGUAGCUGCCCUUAUAAUUAUGGUUCUUCGCCAAACACUAAUAUCUGCCCUAUAUGCAUGGGGCUUCCUGGUGCCUUGCCUGUUUUGAACUCAAAAGUCAUUGAGUCUGCAGUGAAAUUGGGUCUUGCACUAAACUGUAGUUUAUCUUUUAACUCAAAAUUUGAUAGGAAACAAUACUUUUACCCUGACCUUCCCAAGGGCUAUCAAAUAUCUCAGUUUGAUGUCCCAAUUGCAAGUGGUGGUUAUAUUGAUCUUGAUCUUCCUAUUGAGUAUGGUGGUGGGCAUAGACGGUUUGGUAUCACCAGGGUUCACAUGGAAGAGGAUGCAGGAAAGCUGCUUCACUCUGAAAGUGGAAGCUACUCUCAGGUUGACUUGAACAGAGCAGGAGUGCCCUUGCUUGAGAUUGUUUCUGAACCUGACAUGAGGACUGGGAUUGAAGCUGCAGAGUAUGCGGCAGAAUUACAGAGGUUGGUUCGAUAUUUGGGUGUAAGUAAUGGAAAUAUGCAAGAAGGUUCUCUACGGUGUGAUGUGAAUGUCUCGGUUCGUCCUAUUGGGCAGUCACAGUUUGGAACAAAGGUGGAGAUAAAAAACUUGAACUCAUUUUCAUCAGUGAGCAGAGCAAUUGAUUUUGAAAUUUCAAGACAAGUGCUUCUCCAUAGUCAAGGCCAAAGUGAUCAAAUUGUACAGGAAACCAGACUCUGGGAAGAGGGUGCUCAGAAAACAAUUACAAUGAGGAAAAAGGAAGGACUUUCUGAUUAUCGAUAUUUUCCAGAGCCUGAUCUUCCAGAAGUCAUCCUCACAAAAGAAUAUGUUGAUAAUAUCCGUGAUUCUUUGCCCGAACUUCCAGAAAUGAAGCGUAGAAGAUAUGAGAGUAUGGGCCUGAGCAUGCAGGAUGUGCUUUUCCUGGCAAACGACAUUAGUGUGGCUGAGUUUUUUGAUGCAACUAUCGCAAGAGGGGCUGAAGUCAAGCUGGCUACCAAUUGGAUAAUGGGCGAUAUUGCUGCCUACAUGAAAAAUGAGAAGUUGACUAUAAACGACAUAAAGCUCACUCCCCAAGAGCUUGCUGAAUUGAUCGCUUCAAUAAAAGGCGGUACCAUUAGUGGAAAGAUCGGGAAAGAGAUUCUUUUCGAGUUGCUAGCUAAAGGUGGAACUGUAAAGGGGCUGAUUGAAGAAAAGGAUUUGGUUCAGAUUGCAGAUCCUGCUGAGAUAGAAAAAAUGGUGGAAAAAGUAUUGGCAGAGAAUCCGAAGCAGCUCGAGCAAUACCGUGGGGGCAAAACCAAGUUGCAAGGCUUUUUUGCUGGCCAGGUAAUGAAAGCAUCCAAAGGAAAAGCAAAUCCAGGGCUUUUAAACAAGAUCCUCUUGGAGAAACUGAAUGCCAAAAGCUGAUGAUGCGGGUUGCUCGAGUCGAGUGACUGUGUAAAUUAUUGGAGCAUAUUUUGGUCUUGUUCUUUCCUUCAAGCUCUUCAGCACUCAAAUGGUGAGAACAGGAAGAGCUGCAGAAUUGCUUAAACUAUUAUGAUUUUUUUACUGAAAUUGUUGUCUUACAUUAUUUGGUGACAUUUUCACACCCUCUAUUUUCACUCCCAUUCACUUAGCUGAAAUAAAUUAGAGAAGAUAGAAGUAUAAUUUUAGGACAAAAUACAUCUGGAUCCUUGUAGUAUGGAAUUGGUUUCUAAUCAGUGCCUAAAGUUUCAAUAUAUUCAAUCCUUUAGUUUGUACAAU
Messenger RNA from Benincasa hispida (wax gourd), 2224 nucleotides. NCBI's taxonomy places the organism in Eukaryota, Viridiplantae, Streptophyta, Magnoliopsida, Cucurbitales, Cucurbitaceae. The record is from RefSeq and is a predicted model, not a curated record.